AUGACGGAGGGAAUGAUUAAGACGAUCAGAAGGAAGGAGGACGAGGAGGUGUGCAAAAACAGCCGAAGGGACGAGGAGGUGUGCAAAAACAGCAGAAGGCACGAGGAGGCGUGCAAAAACAGCAGGGACGAGGAGGUGUGCAAAAACAGCAGGCACGAGGAGGUGUGCAAAAACAGCCGAAGGGACGAGGAGGUGUGCAAAAACAGCAGGGACGAGGAGGUGUGCAAAAACAGCCGAAGGGACGAGGAGGUGUGCAAAAACAGCCGAAGGGACGAGGAGGUGUGCAAAAACAGCAGGGACGAGGAGGUGUGCAAAAACAGCCGAAGGGACGAGGAGGUGUGCAAAAACAGCAGGGACGAGGAGGUGUGCAAAAACAGCAGAAGGGACGAGGAGGUGUGCAAAAACAGCAGAAGGCACGAGGAGGUGUGCAAAAACAGCAGGGACGAGGAGGUGUGCAAAAACAGCAGGCACGAGGAGGUGUGCAAAAACAGCCGAAGGGACGAGGAGGUGUGCAAAAAUAGCAGAAGGGACGAGGAGGUGUGCAAAAACAGCAGAAGGAACGAGGAGGUGUGCAAAAACAGCAGAAGGGACGAGGAGGUGUGUAAAAAUAGCAGAAGGGACGAGGAGGUGUGUAAAAACGGCAGAAGGGACGAGGAUGUGUGCAAAAACAGCAGAAGGAACGAGGGAAUGCGAAAAGAAAAAUGA
Messenger RNA from Ylistrum balloti, 705 nucleotides. RefSeq names its product pre-mRNA-splicing factor CWC22 homolog. The coding region runs from base 1 to 705 and encodes 234 amino acids. The record is from RefSeq and is a predicted model, not a curated record. NCBI's taxonomy places the organism in Eukaryota, Metazoa, Mollusca, Bivalvia, Pectinida, Pectinidae. The transcript is spliced from 2 exons.